ACUCAUUAUGACGGCUAUCGGCAGAGGAGGCUAGCCGAGCUGAGCUGCACAGAUGCUCGGACUGCUGGACAAAACUAAAAGCAAGGUAAAGUUUUCAGAACUGACAAAGGUUGAUAUUCAAUCAUGGACGGGUUUGCGGGGGACAUGCUGAGCGGGGGCCGGGCCCUGCUCGGCGAGGACAGCUCGGUGAUGGCUCGCAUGCAGAAGAAGUUCUGGAAGACUAAGCAGGUCCUCAUCAAAGCCACGGGCAAGAAGGAGGACGAGUACGUGGUGGCCUCAGACGCUGACCUGGACGCCAAGCUGGAGUUCUUCCACUCGGUUCAGUCGACAUGCACAGAGCUGCUGAAGGUGAUUGAGAAGUACCAGCACAGGAUCACACGUCUGUCUCAGGAGGAGAACGAGCUCGGCCUGUUCCUGCGUUUCCAGGCGGAACACGAUCGAACAAAGGCUGGCAACAUGAUGAACUCCACCAGCAAGGCCCUGUGCACCUCCGCCAAGCAGAGGAUGGCACUCUGCCCGCCACUGCACCGCCUGCACCAGGAAGUGGAGACGUUCAGGCGGCGCGCCAUCGCCGACACGCUGCUGACGGUCACUCACAUGGAGAAGGCGCGCACCGAGUACCGAGGGGCUCUGCUCUGGAUGAAGGACGUCUCCCAGGAACUCGACCCAGACACAUAUAAGCAGCUGGAGAAGUUCCGCAAGGUCCAAUCCCAGGUCAGAGGGACGAAGGGCCAGUUUGAGAAGCUGAAGAACGAUGUGUGUCAGAAGGUGGACAUGCUGGGAGCGAGCCGCUGCAACAUGCUUUCACACUCCCUCUGUACCUACCAGACCACUCUGCUGCAGUUCUGGGAGAAGACGGCCCACGCUAUGUCAGGAAUCCACGAGGCCUUCCAAGGACAUGAACCAUACCACUUCACCACACUCAAGGACCUGAGAGACCCACUGGAGGAACUAGCAGAGGCACAGCAACAUGUUGAGAAGAAGAAGAAGAAGGAGAAGGCUCUACAGAGCAACACAGAGAGUCUGGUGUCCUUGGAUGACGACAAGCCAUCCGGAAGUGCUUCUGGCUCAGUCUCAGCGCACCAACACACUGCCGCACCUCCGGCUGCCCUGCACGCUCUCAGAGGACUGUCCACGGACUCUGAGGAUGACCUGAUGCUCAUGGCCGGUGUUGAGCCACAGUCCCAGCCCUCAGCCCCCCUUCACGUCCCUCUGCAGCCCCAGCUCCUGCCUCCUCAUCAGGGGGGGAGGCCCAGUGAGCCCUGGGGCUUUGAGAGCCUCCAGUCACAGCUGCCUGCCUUCGGUGUGGGUCCAUUUUCAGGUGAUCCGUUCCACUCUGCCGGGACAGAGCUGAGAGCAGAAGAGGAGGAUGGUGAAGGGGGGGACAUGGCUUUCCUAAAAGACCUCCUGAGCCCGGGCCCCGGGGCCAGCGACGAGUUCAGCAGGGAGUGGCAGGACGCCUUCGGGCUCUUCGACCCCCCCACUGUCCGUCCACAGAGCACAGCAGCAACUGGUGGGCCGGCAGAGAGUAGAGCGCCAACGGAGGGUAAUGGCCCGGCAGCACGUCCUCCCUCGGGCCCCCCCUCCCCCACAGGCUUCCUGCCCUCCCAGCUGCUGGACCAUAGCCUGAGCUCCACAGGCUGGUCAACCCCUCCUAUGUUCCAAGCUCCGCCUCUGCAGCCUCCUCCUGGUCACAGCCAAUCAGCUCAGCCGGCUCCAAGUCCAGCAGCCAAUGGUGCAUCUAAAAGAACAUAGUCCGCCUGGUUCAACCUGUUUGCCGACCUGGACCCCCUCUCCAACCCCGACGCUAUCGGACGCUCCCCAGAUGAGCUGCUCAAUGCAUAAAACUGUAUGAAGA
This is a messenger RNA of Notothenia coriiceps (black rockcod), 1858 nucleotides long. It is a transcript of the gene ical1, whose product is annotated as islet cell autoantigen 1-like. NCBI's taxonomy places the organism in Eukaryota, Metazoa, Chordata, Actinopteri, Perciformes, Nototheniidae. Gene Ontology annotation, cellular component: Golgi apparatus. The transcript is spliced from 14 exons. Gene Ontology annotation, biological process: regulation of transport. Gene Ontology annotation, molecular function: protein domain specific binding. The record is from RefSeq and is a predicted model, not a curated record. The coding region runs from base 124 to 1755 and encodes 543 amino acids.